GCAGCCAGAGGCAGUCUAUUUAAAAGACAGCCUGUUCUGCAGUAUUCAGUCUCUUUAGAAACUUCUCCAGGGGAAAAGUGUUGGGAGAUCUACAAAGUGGAUUUUUUUUCCUCUUUUUUUUUUUUCCUUUCCCCCUGAUUUUUUACCGCUCCUCUGCCGACUUUGCAACAAAACAUUCGAACUUUGCAGAAAACUUUUUUUUUGUUUUUACUCUUUUGGUCUUUUUUUUUCUUUGCAAAUCUUGGAAGAGGGAAGCGGGAGAGUUGAACAGAGCCGAUCGAAACACAACUUUGCUUCAUACCAAGCUUCCCAGCAGCUCGCUGCGUCGGGAGAGACUUUUCCUCCUGCAGAAGAAGAGGGAGGGGAGGGGAGCUUUGCAUCCCCUCUUCCUUCUCCUGCGUUUUCUUUUUUUUUUUUUUUUUCUUCUCCUCUUGACUGCUUUGAUGCAUUAUUAGCAGGACACUGGUUUUCAAGGAACUUUGCUCCCUUCCCAACCUGCCUCCUCCCAGCCCUUUGGGAAGAGUGUGUGUGUGCGCGUGAGUGAGCGAGUGUGUGAAAUCGCCGUCCCACCUCCCCAAACACCCCUGCUCCCCCACGCCUCCCCCUGCAACCUGUAGGCUCUGCAACCCCUGCAGGCUUCGCUCCCUUUCCCCCCUCCUUCCCUCCCUCUUUUUUGCGCUCCCGCGGAUCGCGGUGCGAAUUCCCUCUUUCGAGGCGAGAAAAAGCUGAAAGGAGAAACGGGGAGGGGGGGAAAAAGGACAAAAAAAGAGGAAAUCUAGACGUCCCCCCUCUCCCAACGCCAAAAGGAAAGCAGGAGGGUCUCGCACCCCGAAAUAACCCCCAGAGUGGGGCGCCUGCAAGCAGGGGCUGCUCUUUCUUUUUUGAAUUUUAUUUUUUAAAAUUCUUUAAUUUUUUUCUUUAAUUUUUUUCCUUUUAUUCUUUUUUUUUUUUUUUUGGCCCCCCGAAGGGGCAAACGGAAAGCCAGCGCCGCCCGCUCCCGGCAGCCCCCCGCGCCCCGUCCCGCAGCAUCCCCGCCGCGAUGCUGCUGCGGCUCCUGGUGCUGCUGGGCGCCUGCCCGGGGCUGUCGCGGUGCCUGGGCUCCUUCGUGCAGUGCGAGCCCUGCGAUGCCAAGGCGCUGUCGCUCUGCCCGCCGUCGCCGCUGGGCUGCGAGCUGGUGAAGGAGCCGGGCUGCGGCUGCUGCCUCACCUGCGCCCUGCCCGCCGGGCAGCCCUGCGGCGUCUACACCGAGCGCUGCGCCCGCGGGCUGCGCUGCCUGCCGCGCCAGGGCGAGGAGAAGCCGCUGCACGCCCUGCUCCACGGCACCGCCGUCUGCCUCAGCGAGAAGAGCUACCGCGAGCAAGCCAAGGCCGAACGGGAAUCCCGGGAGCAUGAGGAGCCGACCACGUCGGAGAUGACAGAGGAGACCUACCCACCCAAGGCCUACCGGCCCAAGCACGGGCGCCUCUCUGAGCUCAAGGCCGAAGCCCUGAAGAAGGACCGCCGGAAGAAGCUGACCCUGGCAAAGUUCGUGGGCAUGGCUGAGAACACAGCUCACCCUCGUGUUGUCAUCCCUGAGCUCCGGCAGGAGUUUGAGCUGGGCCCGUGCCGCAGGCACAUGGAGGCGUCCCUGCAGGAGCUGAAGAGCAGCCAGCGGAUGGUCCCCCGCGCUGUCCACCUCCCCAACUGUGACCGCAAGGGCUUCUACAAGAGGAAGCAGUGCAAGCCCUCCCGGGGCCGGAAGCGUGGGCUGUGUUGGUGUGUGGACAAGUAUGGCAUGAAGCUGCCGGGGACUGACUUCCUGAGCGGAGACCUGCAGUGCCACGCGUUUGACAGCAGCAAUGUGGAGUGAAGCCACCUCCCCUCCCUCCGCCCCAUCACUAUCUAUCCAGACUCCCUUCCACCCUCCCCUCUGCACCUCCCCACGCCCCGGGACUCCGAUUCCUUUCAUCUCAUGUAAGACGAAAAAAGAAAGGAAAAGAAAAAAGAGAAAGGAAGAAAAAUGAAAAAAAAAAACGGAAAGGGAAAGAAAGAAAGAAAG
Passer domesticus (house sparrow) is the source of this 2038-nucleotide messenger RNA. It is a transcript of the gene IGFBP5, whose product is annotated as insulin like growth factor binding protein 5. Gene Ontology annotation, biological process: regulation of insulin-like growth factor receptor signaling pathway. The transcript has 4 exons. Gene Ontology annotation, molecular function: insulin-like growth factor I binding; fibronectin binding; insulin-like growth factor II binding. Gene Ontology annotation, cellular component: extracellular region. The coding region runs from base 1040 to 1849 and encodes 269 amino acids. The record is from RefSeq and is a predicted model, not a curated record. Lineage: Eukaryota; Metazoa; Chordata; Aves; Passeriformes; Passeridae.